Cheilinus undulatus (humphead wrasse) is the source of this 6102-nucleotide messenger RNA. It is a transcript of the gene ube2r2, whose product is annotated as ubiquitin-conjugating enzyme E2R 2. Gene Ontology annotation, molecular function: ubiquitin conjugating enzyme activity. Lineage: Eukaryota; Metazoa; Chordata; Actinopteri; Labriformes; Labridae. Gene Ontology annotation, biological process: ubiquitin-dependent protein catabolic process; protein polyubiquitination. The transcript has 6 exons. The coding region runs from base 603 to 1385 and encodes 260 amino acids. The record is from RefSeq and is a predicted model, not a curated record.
AUGAUAGCCGGAAGCACCGAUGGGAGGAAAAUAAAAAUCGAUGAAAUCUACUGUAAUACGCGAGUAUAAACCUUUUACUCACUGUACUUUUCGCGACCAUAGGCUCGAAUAUAUCGUCCUUUAACACUGCCACUGUGCCGCGGGGGACGGCAGUGAGUAGAAAAGCUGCUCCGUUUGAACGAAGUUGCUCGGUAGGGGUUUAGCUGACGUGUGGAGAAGUUGAGACUGCCAGAGAGCAGAUAAACAAACAUAAACAAGCAGGGAUCAGCUGAGCGCCUAUCCGAACCGAACCAGCAGCGAGGAGUGAUGUCAGGGGGGACGAGUUUCCUCUUUUGAGCCCAAGAAUGAUCCACAGGAGACCGUGACUUACACUGAUACUAGCUCCAUGUCAACUGUCAACACUGGCACACAAAGAAUUUCGGAAACACAACACGAGGACCAGCCAUAGGCUUCAGCAGAAAACCCACUGCUUCUGCCACUGUCUGUGACAAGACAUAGCCAGACUAGCAUGGACAACCAAUGAGUAUAUCUUCCUGUUUUCAGCUGUAACUAAACAAAUACAAAUAACAGUACAAGGAGACAGAGUCAGACGUGGGAUCAACAUGGCCCACCAGGCAACCCCUAGUUCACAGAAAGCCCUGAUGAUGGAGCUGAAGUCUUUGCAGGAGCAGCCUGUGGAGGGUUUUCGCAUCACUCUCGUGGAGGAGUCUGACCUCUACAACUGGGAAGUGGCCAUCUUCGGACCCCCCAACACCCUGUAUGAGGGCGGCUAUUUUAAGGCUCACAUCAAGUUCCCAGUGGACUACCCAUACUCCCCACCAACCUUUCGCUUCCUCACCAAGAUGUGGCACCCCAACAUCUAUGAGAAUGGAGAUGUGUGCAUUUCUAUCCUGCAUCCUCCAGUAGAUGACCCUCAGAGUGGGGAGUUACCCUCCGAAAGAUGGAACCCAACCCAGAACGUCAGGACUAUCCUGCUUAGUGUGAUCUCGCUGCUCAAUGAGCCCAACACCUUCUCUCCGGCCAAUGUGGAUGCAUCUGUCAUGUUUCGCAAAUGGAGGGACAGCAAAGGCAAGGACAAGGAGUAUGCCGAGAUUAUCAGGAAGCAGGUGCUGUCAACAGCGGCAGAGGCUGAGCGCGAUGGUGUCAAAGUGCCGACCACACUGGCUGAGUACUGCGUCCAGACCAGAGUCCCCUCUCAGGACAGCAGUUCGGACCUUCUCUACGACGACCUCUAUGACGACGACAUGGAGGAGGAGGACGAGGACGAAGAUGAGAGCGAGAUGGAGUCUGUAGGCGAGGCUGGAGGCUUCAGCACCGUGGAGGAGGGCAGUACAUCCACCAGACGUUACGACAACCAGGAUGACUCUGGCAACGAGGACUCGUGAUGAUCUGAGUGACAACUCCUCCUCCCUGCCAACUCCCCCAUCAACAUCCCCUUUGUCUUUUACAUGUUGUGUUACAAUUUCUGUGUGCGUGUGCGCAAAUGUAUGUGUGUGCACAGUGGGGUCAGAGGUUUACAGCCCAAAAACUUUUCAUCAUUUAUUAAACUAAUACAAAUGGUUUCAACAGAGUAGUUUUCAGAUGAUAGGUUAGUUGGAACUGUUUUCACUGAAAGUUAGAUUUUGGUGUUUUCACCGUUUGCCUUAAUUACAGCUUGCACUCUGUUUUUUUUUUUUCUUUUUUUCAAAACUGAAGAGAAUUAUUCCAACGCUUUUUGGGAGCAACCUCUGAGUCUCUUUGGUGUUUCUCUAGGGGUGGAACCAUCCCCUGCCUUGUUUCUUAAGCUAGAAAAGAUGAUUGUUUCACUAUAUGGUAAGAAGGCAAAUAAUCAUGUUCAAGUUAUUGACUCUGCCUAAGAAAAAACAUGCCAACAACAAAUAUUUCUAUUACCCUGUCCAUGUCUAGUUUUUAAACCCUGUUAUAUCAAUCCUCAAUGCAACCAAAGCCCAAAUUUCUUCAAGUAUUCAGCAGUGAAAGCUCAGCAUACUUCAGCCAAUCCUAACCCAUCUGGCUUGUUCUGGCUUUACAUUUUGUCCUAACAGCACAAGUGUCAGACAUUAUCAUCAACAUCGUAUACUCUUUGUCCACACUACAUCCGUUAAAAGUGUAAGUCUCUGGCCCUGUGAAUUUAGGGCUCCCCUCGUAAAAAGUAGCCUAAGAUAUCUUGUGAUAUUAUUUAUAAAUGGGAAAAACAGAAGUGAGGCGUUGCAUAUUGACAAGCCUUUAGAGAGGUGUCUGGCUGUAGACUGUACAUCUCUGACAGCCACUCACAGACCGUUCAUCUGUGACAUCAUAUAUCUCAGCAAGGAAGUGCUGUACAACAUAUUUCCAGUUUUACUUUUUUAAAAUUCAGAUUUAUUCAAUAAACAAUGUCUGGCAUGGACAUUCAUGAAAUAAACACUGUAAACAUUACAGAAUAAUUAACAUUUUUAAAAAUAAAACCAAGGAAAAGGUUAAUCUGGGAUUAAUUUAUGUAUAGACCCUUUAUAAGUAGUUACACAGAUGGUGGCUAACAUAGCUGAGCUAGCUAUGUAAUUAACAUUACUAUAUGAGGCAAUGUAGCUAAGUUAGCUUUAGCAACAUGAGCUUCAGCAAACGUAGCUUAAGCUAAAAAAUCUACGUAGAUAAUGUACCUACAUAGCUUGCAUAGCUGCUUUAUGAGCUUAUCUUUAGCUACGUAGCUCUGGUUAAGCAGCUAACUGAGCUACAUCAUCUGCACUGGCUGCAUUAAGUUUUUUCCUGUUAUCAGACUGUUUACUUGGCUUUUUUAGGCAUUUUGUUGUCAGCCUAACCGUAACACUUACCCUGAAUGGAAGUUUAAUCCCAUUUUAUUUCAGAAGUUUUAACGUGUAUUUCUGUUCUGAGAUAUACUAUGUCUCAGAUGAACUGUCUGCAGGAGUGGCUGUCAGAAGUAAUCAUAGGGCAGCCAGACUGUCUUGAGGCCUUUUACAGCUUUAAGCUGAAUAGCUUUGCCUCCAUGCUGACACGAGUUGGAGCAUGACAUUUCAGAUGAUUAUGGAUAUUAUUCAUUCAAACCAUCUCUACUUUGUAUAGCAGGCUAACAAACUCUGAGGAGUGAGGAAAGUGAAAUAAAAUCAAGAACAUAUUUCUUUUUUGGCACUCCUGAUAACUUGUCAUCUUCCUCUUUCCUUGUUCCUUACCAAACUCAAAGCUAGCAGCAGAAAGGAAAAUAGGACCGGGGGACUGAGGAUAAUUGUUGUGCAGCAGCAUGCUGCUUCACACUGCAUUGCUCGCAUGUUUCAAGCAUGUCAGUCCUGAUCCUUCUUUAUUUACAGACAUUCUCUGACAUUACAAGUACCGUUAUAACAUGAGUCAUAACAGUGUUAGAAACAUUUUAGCAACUGUUACUUUGUUGUUAAAGCUCCCAUGAAGGACUUUUAGUUUGUGUUCAUUUCACACUGUAUAUGUUUAAGUAUGUUUUAACAAAAAAUAUCUCAUCCUUUAACAGUGGAAUGUAUUAAUCAUUACGAAAUAGGUGUAAAUUAAGGCUGUUUUGCUAGCAUACUGUUCAUUACUUUAUCUGAUGCUUAUACAUUGAUUUAAGGCAUUAAUAAUUACCACAUAGGAACAAUCAAUCAUGUUGCCUGUGGUUUUGUUUGCUUUUGUAGGUCAUAAAGAGGCAUCAGUAUUAAUUUAAGUCCAUCUCAUAAUGUGUUAAAAACUCCUCACAGGGGCUUUAAAGGACCUUGAUAAGACACAGAAGAAUGCCAGUUACCUACAGACAUCUCCCAAAGAUUAAAUUUGUGCAAUUGGUUCUGACUAUGAUUUAAAAACCUUCUGCAGAGUAAACAAAGUGUCUUAGUUUCUGAUAAAUGAUGAAAACAGACUGUCCUUGUGGUGAUAACUUGGACUCCACUGUAGCUGUGUUGGAUGCUUUCUGCUUUAUCCAUGAUGUCUUUCCUUGUUUUGUUUUUUUAUGUACCUUUUCUGUUCCAUUUGUUGACUUUUUGUCCUACCUGACUUAUCCCUUCAUAUCUCCCGGGAUGGCUCAGACAGUCCAGCUAAUGGACACAUUGCUGUUUGGCUCAUUAACUGGCCAAUGAGCUUUUGUCCUCUGCCCUUCUCAUGCCUGUCUGUUCAACUUUGAUGCAAUCAAACACAGGCUCUGCUGUGACACACGUUCAUGUAAACGCUCCCUAUUGAUUACUGAGAGCAGCGGCAUUUUAUUUGGGGCUGAACAAGGUUCAGACCCUUUCUGGAGUCGCCUCCUACGCCUCUCUCUGCCUCUUAAACCUCAGGGCCUCAAGAAGACUUUCACUGAGAGAGAAGUCAAAGAAACACUUCAAACAUAAAUUCUGCUCCUCACCUCCAUCUCUUUUUCUUACUUUCUGCAUCACCGGAUGAUUCUAGAGGGCAGAAAGUGAAGACGACUGAGUGUGUUUAUGCCACUGAGUGUUGCUGCUGGUCCUGAUUUGGGUCUAUUAAGAUGUUUUCGUUCCUGGUAGUCAAAAUUUGAGAAGCUCAAAAUCCACCUGAAUGGACUUUCUAUCUUUAAAGACAUCGCUCUUAUUAUUUUGGGAAGUCAAUGCGAUAAAAAUGUUACAUUUUGGCAUCGUGACUCCAAUUGAAGCUUAAAAGCAACUUGGAAAACUGGACAUUGUUACUGUGCUUUUCCACAUCCAGAGUCUGUUUAUCUACAUGCAGCUUAGCUACACAUCUGAAUGAAUAUGACACUGAUUGCCUGAUAUUUUGUGUGUCUGUGUGUGUGUUUAUUUACAUUUACUUUCUAUCUAUAUUGAGAGCUUUUCUUUUUUCUAGUUCCUGUUUUUUUGGCAGACUUCUGUCACAUGAGUGAGUUUUCCCGUUGACCUUUUUUUGCCUCUGUCUAGAAAACAUUCAGAGUGUUUGCACUGUGUUGCUGUCUGGCCUGAAUGGACAGUGGAUUUAGAUGAAAUAAAACACCUUCUGAGUAUUAAACCUUUGAACACACUGAACGACAAAAUGUGACUAAUAUUGCUUGUAAGACAUCAAACACAGUUUAAGCUGUGUUUUAUGGCUGUUGGAUUCAGUCUGUUGGCCUUUUCAACACGAUGGAGCUCUGCGCAAUCUUUGUAUUCAAAUCAAUGGAUUUUAUGCCAAGGAAACCGAGAAAGGCGCCACAACCGUUCAUUUUAAAGACAGUGGAGCAUUGGUUGCAUGUAGUGGAUUUGAUCUUUUUGAAUAAACUCUAAACGAGAGUCCUUUUGGAUUUUAAUGUGAAGCCAAAGGAGUGUAAUAUUUCCUCUUGGCCCUGUUUUGGAGGCCCACAGAAACUGGAUUCUGUCAAGAACAGGGAGAGGAAAUCCACUCCUGAACUGGAUCUUUAAUGGAUUUGAUAUCAAGGCACACCUGGAGGCACACAGACGCCACAGAUUCUGAACUUUUCUCGUUGUGGUCCCAUUUUUAGCCCGUCACUCACCAUAAAGAGACAAGUUUAAAACGAUGUAUUGAAAUGUUAAAGUGUCAUGUAUGUCUGAUAAUCAAUUAGAUUGAUAUAUUGGUCAUUAAGCUUAUUUGCCUUUCGGGGAUGAGUUCAAUUAGAAGGGUGAUACACAUCUAAUUUUAGAUACUUUUCAAACAUGCCCUGCAGCCGGUUGGUGUUUAGCUUUGCUCAAAGACAAGAAAUAGGGUCUAACAGCUUACCUAUACCAGCAACAGGUGGACUAGCACCUCUUUAAGCUAUGGAGAGGACCUUUCAUUUUGCUCUGAUUUUUGGCACCCCCUGUGGACAGAGUUGUCAAUGCUUAUCUGUUUUUAACAGUUGUGUUUUACCGUCCCUGUAAAGCAAAAUCCAAACUUUUCUGUCUUAACACAUUAGAUAUGUUGGAAUAAGGUUGCUGUAAACAGGUGAAAAAACUGGCAUCUACAUGUGACUACAUUUUUUAUUUAGCGGACUAUUGGUAAAAGUAUCAUAGCAGGGAGAUUUGUGCCAGAAAACAGUAAAUUUAAUCCCAAACUUCUGUCUCCUUUCUCUUAAAGAGAAGAUUUUUUUUUUUUUUUUAAUUUGAGAGGAUCAUAUUUCUCGUGAGUGGGUGUGGCUUCAGCUCAUUCAGCCGACACACCCACACCAUCCUAGAGCAGAUUUUACUGCCUCAAUUUUCA